GGGGCUUUCCAACUUUUCUUUAAAGCCAGCCCAGAGCUUCCCUUUCGACUUCAAUGUUCACCAACACCAACCAAUCACCUCUCUCUCUCUCUCUACUAGACACGAAGAAGAACCUCAGCAGCUAAAGCCCAAACUCCUUUUCACUCUCUGCAAAAACUACAGUCUCUCCUGAGCCACCUUUCCAUUGAUAUAUCUAAAACCAGAACCCAUUUCUUCUCUUUCUCUUCUGUCCCCAUGUCAUGAGCUUCAUAUUAAUCCCUAUUCUGCUUUGUAUUGUUUCUCUCACAAUCUGCUGAUGGAGGAUUCGGAAGAAUCCAAUGCUAGCAAGAAAUGCACCGCUAAGACUAGGACUCUUAGGGGCAGGACUAACUCCGACCAUAAGCAUCAGUAUCAGUAUCAAUAUCAGCAUCACCUCUUUCAAUACUCUAACCAGUUUGGUUUGUUGAACCAUGGCCAGUAUCCAAGUUACUGCCCAGCUCUUCUUCCUCUGCCUCCGCCGAUACCUCUCCAACUUGCUCUUGUUCCACCUUUCCCUCAAAACCAUAGCUUCAGAUCAAAAACCCAUUUUCAGAAACCUUCGUUUAAGCUAAAUAAUCAUCCACCUCCUCCUCUUCCCACCCCUUUUGUUAGCCAAGGACCAGUUGCAGCAAUUUCAUCAGCUCCAGAGGGGCUGCAACGACGAAAGCAUUCGCCUGUCAAAGGAAAUGAUGGAAAGAAGGAUAUGGGUUCCUCCGGCCAAGCACUGGUAGCUGCAAGGAGACCAGAUUCUGGUGGAGUAGAAGGACAUGUUAUUACUCUUCUUGCUAACCAUUUCCUUGUCCGAUUCAAUUCCUCGCAGAGAAUUUUCCAUUACAAUGUGGAUAUUUUUCCCAGUCCUUCAAAGGAAGUUGCCCGAAUGAUCAAACAAAAACUUGUAGAGGAUAAUUCAGCUGUGCUCUCUGGGGCUUUUCCAGCCUAUGAUGGUCGAAAGAAUUUUUACAGUCCAGUUGAGUUCCGCAAUGAUAGGCUUGAAUUCUACAUUAGCCUCCCAAUCCCAACUAGCAAAUCAUCUUUGCCUUUUGGAGAACUGAGUGACUUUCAAGAGAAGCAUCAACAGUUGAAACUAUUUCGAAUAAAUAUCAAGCUUGUAUCAAAGCUGGAUGGAAAGGAACUGAGCAGAUACUUGAGCAAAGAAGGUGAUGACUGGAUCCCACUUCCUCAGGAUUAUCUACAUGCGUUGGAUGUUGUUCUGAGAGAAAGUCCCAUGGAGAAAUGUAUACCUGUGGGGAGAUCAUUCUAUUCAAGUUCAAUGGGAGGAACAAAGGAAAUUGGAGGAGGAGCCAUUGGAUUGAGAGGAUUCUUUCAAAGUCUCAGACCCACCCAACAAGGAUUAGCUCUCAAUGUGGAUUUUUCAGUGACUGCUUUUCAUGAAAGUAUUGGAGUGAUCCCUUACUUGCAAAAGCGUCUCAAGUUUCUUAGGGACCUCCCACAGAACAAAACAAGGAGUUUGAUUGGUGAAGAAAGGAAGGAAGUGGAGAAGGCUUUGAAGAACAUCAGGGUCUUUGUUUGCCACAGAGAAACAGUCCAGAGGUACCGAGUUUUCGGCUUAACUGAAGAAGCUACGGACAAUCUUUGGUUCGCGGACAGGGAUGGGAAGAAUCUGAGGCUGGUGAGUUACUUCAAGGACCACUACAAUUAUGAUAUAAAAUUCCGGAACUUGCCAUGUUUGCAGAUCAGUAGAAGUAAACCAUGUUAUCUUCCUAUGGAGCUUUGUAUGAUAUGUGAAGGCCAGAAGUUUCUUGGUAAGCUGUCAGAUGAUCAGACUGCAAAAAUACUCAAGAUGGGCUGCCAAAGGCCUAAAGAACGAAGAACAAUUAUACAUGAAGUCAUGAGAGGUUCUGUUGGGCCAACCAGUGGCAACCAGAGCAGAGAAUUCAAACUCCAUGUUUCAAGAGAAAUGACAAGAUUGAAUGGGAGAAUCCUACAACCUCCAAAACUAAGACUUGGUGACGGUGGCCUUAUAAGAGAUCUGAUACCUUCUCGCCAGGAUCGCCAAUGGAACCUUGCCGACAGCCAUGUCUUUGAAGGAACAAGAAUAGAAAGAUGGGCGCUGAUAAGUUUUGGAGGCACCCCUGAACAGAAGUCUAACAUUCCAAAAUUCAUAAACCAGCUAUCCCAAAGGUGUGAACACUUAGGCAUCUUUCUUAGCAAAAACACAAUUAUUAGCCCACAAUAUGAGCCAACUCAAGUGCUCAAUAAUGUGGCCCUUCUGGAAUCAAAACUCAAGAAAAUCCAGAAAGCUGCCUCAAACAAUCUCCAGCUGCUUAUUUGUAUAAUGGAGAAGAGACACAGAGGAUAUGCAGAUUUGAAGCGGAUAGCAGAGACAAAUGUAGGUGUUGUAAGCCAGUGCUGCUUGUUUACAAAUCUUGGCAAGUUGAGUUCACAAUUUCUUUCCAAUUUGUCUCUCAAGAUCAAUGCCAAACUUGGAGGAUGUACAGUUGCUUUGUACAAUUCAUUACCCUCUCAGAUUCCCCGCCUUCUUCAUUCCGACGAGCCCGUGAUCUUCAUGGGAGCUGACGUCACUCAUCCUCACCCUCUCGAUGACUUCAGUCCAUCAGUUGCUGCUGUUGUUGGUAGCAUGAACUGGCCAGCAGCAAAUAAGUAUGCAUCUCGAAUGAGGUCGCAAACGCAUCGCCAAGAAAUCAUCCAGGAUCUUGGUUCAAUGGUGAAAGAAUUGCUAGAUGAUUUUUACAAAGAAGCAAACAAACUUCCCAAAAGGAUAAUGUUCUUCAGGGAUGGAGUAAGUGAAACUCAGUUUCAUAAGGUUCUCCAAGAAGAGCUGAAAUCAAUUCGAGAAGCUUGUUCUAGAUUCCCUUGUUAUAAACCUCCCAUUACCUUUGCAGUUGUCCAAAAGAGGCAUCAUACAAGGUUGUUUCCCUGCGAAACAGAUCUAUCUUCUUCUAUUCAGGACCAGUUUUACAAUGAAAAUAUCCCACCAGGGACAGUUGUGGACACUGUGAUUACACAUCCAAAGGAAUUUGAUUUUUAUUUGUGCAGCCAUUGGGGGGUGAAAGGAACAAGCAGGCCAACACAUUACCAUGUGUUGUGGGAUGAGAACCAAUUCACUUCUGAUGAAUUACAGAAGUUGGUAUACAAUCUCUGCUACACAUUUGUAAGAUGCACCAAGCCAGUUUCUUUGGUGCCUCCUGCUUACUACGCCCACUUAGCUGCAUACAGGGGCAGGCUUUACAUUGAACGGUCUGAGUCGUCCAUGAGAAAUGCUUGUACGAUUUCAAGAGCUUCCCCACCAAAAGCAACACCUCUACCGAAGCUCAGUGAGAAAGUAAAGAAUCUCAUGUUCUACUGCUGAUUUCAGUUAUAUCUUCUACACAGAUGUAGUUCCAAUUAUUAGAAAACAUAGGCAGGCUAAUCCAGGAAUGAAUUCAUAUAUUAAAUAGUGACCUUAACAGAUGAAGCAAAUUAGUAUGAACUUUCUCAUAGUUGACAAGAAAAUAAGACUCAGUUUUGUGAA
Manihot esculenta (cassava) is the source of this 3511-nucleotide messenger RNA. RefSeq names its product protein argonaute 7. The transcript is spliced from 3 exons. Gene Ontology annotation, biological process: regulatory ncRNA-mediated post-transcriptional gene silencing. The coding region runs from base 296 to 3349 and encodes 1017 amino acids. The record is from RefSeq and is a predicted model, not a curated record. Gene Ontology annotation, cellular component: cytoplasm. Gene Ontology annotation, molecular function: RNA binding; protein binding. Lineage: Eukaryota; Viridiplantae; Streptophyta; Magnoliopsida; Malpighiales; Euphorbiaceae.